CUCCCCUCUCGGCAUCUCUCCCACGCUCCGGCGCCCAGCCUGCAGCUCCCUCCCGGGGCUCGGCUCGAUCCUCUCACCCCCUCACCCCUCUCUCUCCUUCUCUAUCACUCCUCUCUCUCUCCUUCUCUCUCUCUCUCACUCUGUUUGUGAAAACGCACAGAAGCGUGAGAGCCUGUAUACUUGACUCAGGCGGUACUUCCCGUGUGUUUGUCCUCCUGCAGCAGGAGGUGGGCGUGAGGAGCCUCUGACCCGAUCGUGUCUGCAGCUCCGGAGGAGGAGAAGGAGGAGGAGGAGGAGGAGGAGGAGGAAGGGUGGACAUGGAUGGACUGCGUUUACCUCCACUCAUAGAGGAGGCUUUGGACUCUACAGAUGACCCCAGUGAUCUGAAAGCUGACAGCAGCCCCACCACAGAUAACGAGAUAACGGCCAAGGAGCGAGGCGUUCUGGAGGAGAACAACGAGAAGGAGGAGAUGGACCGGGACAGAUCACCGGAGGACAGGGGGGAGGAGAAGAAGCUGAAGGAAGAGGAGGAGGAGGGUGAGGAUGAGGAGAAGAGGAUGAUGGAGCAGGAGGUGCUGACGGAGGAGCAGGAGCUGGAGGAGCUGAAGGCCCAGGUGCUGCAGCUGCUGCUCGAGCUCGAUGAAGCCAGAGAGACUUCCAACAAGCACCAGGAGAGUUUCCAUGAACUGCAAGGUCUGCUGGAGGACGAGCGUCUGUCCAGCGCACAUCAAGCCGAGGCCUUCACGCGCCAGAUCCAGAAUCUACAAGCCCAGCUGCGCUCUGUGCAGGAGGAGAUGAACAGCCUGGAGGAGGAGAAGGAGAGCGAGCUGGCCGAGGCCCAGGAGGAGCUGCGCGCGGCCCAGGAGGAGGUGCUCCUGCUGCAGCAGACGGCGGAGGAGGCUGCCGCCGAGCGGGAGAACGACAUCGCCUCGCUGCAGGAGGAGCUGUGUCGCCGGCGGGCAGAGCUGGAGCGUCUCACCGAGGAGACCCAGGAGUACGAGCUGGAGAUCACCACGCUGAGGGCAGAGAUCAGCAUGAAGAGCCAGCGCAGGGAGGCCGAGAGGAGAGAGGGUGACGUGGACCUGCUGAAGGAGGAGUGCCGCAUGCUGAGGGAGGAGUGUCAGACCCUGAAGGAGGACAACAGACGUCUCUCUGAGAGGCUGCAGCUGCUGCAGAGACAGAGGACAUGCUCCAGCGUCUACCUGUCACUGAAAGAGGAAGACACGGUGGAGGGCACAGAGGUCGGGGAGACGAAGGUGACCUCCGAUGAGGUGAUGACAGAAACCUACAUGACCAUGGCUCAGUCUGAGAACUGUCACCUGGUGGACGCCUCCAUCCAGAAGAACAUCUCGUUUGACGGGAAGCCGGUGACGCCCACGAGCUGGAACGGAGGCAUCGGUGAGAUCCUGUCUCUGAGAGACCAGCUGAAGCAGGCCGAGGAGAAGGCCUUCAAGGUGCAGAGGGAGUGUGAUGGUUUGAAGAUGGAGCUGAAGCAGCUGCAGAUUCUGUACGACAGCAGUCAGAGAGAGAGGGCGGAGCUGGAGGAGGAGCUGCAGCGCUGCAAGGCAGAGCUGGAGAAGCUGUCAGGGGGGGCUCAGGGGAGUGAGGUAGGUUGGAACUCCAUAGUGACUCUUACUGCAGCCUCAGCACUGAUGUUAGCCGUGGCUAGCUUCCUGAGAGCCUUCGUCCGAUGUUGACUGGAUGGGAAACAGCUGUACGCAGGUGGACGUCUGCUUCAGACCAGCCUUCUGUCUCUCCCGCCACAUCUAUAGACUCAACCGAAGUUAUUUAAAUGUGACAACCAACGACAGUGUGGUAGAAAAAAAAUGUGUGAAUGGGUUGUUUUGGGUCUGAUGAGACGACACCACAGGUACACAUAGACUGAGAAUGAAGCAGACAGAACGCAUUGGAGACAAUGAGCUGACCUUCAGCCCUCGAGUUAUUAUGUUUAAUAAAUGUAAGCUAGUGAUGUGUCGUCUGUCUUCUGGGUCAAUAAAUAUGAUCUUUUCUUAUUUUAACAAUGUGACACAAUGAAGGUCUUACUUGUUAAUGCUCAGUAAAUGGGUUUAAUUUAAUUUAGCCAUUAUUUAUUUAUUAAAUGUGUUGAACUUUUGCUUGAUAAUAAUGACAGACGUUCAGGCUGGACUUUCAGUUUAUUGAAAAUAAACCCAGAGAAUGAGCUCUUAUCAGAAACUUACCUCAGAUUGAGAAAUUCACAAACAGGUUUUACUCGACCCUUUCAUUGGAUUUCUAUUCAUUUGAUUUUUCAUUAAUAUUUAAGACGUACAGGUAUCUGAAUCCCUGCCAAUCCGUGCUGCAAUGUAACCUCUGAAAUUAAAGCCAGCUCCUCUUCAUGUGCAGGACUGCUUCUGUUUUCUAACUUGCCUUCUCCUAGUGUCUUCAGUCUUUGUGUAAAAGCUAUAUUUAACUAAUUUGGGAGGAAAUAUUUGACUCAGUUGAGCUCUGUUGUCAUCUUUUUUUACAUUUCAGCUUCAGAUUUUUAUCUCCCCCCCCCCAAAUGAAUGUAUGAAAAGGUUCUUGAGCUUUCUAAUGGUACACGGUUUGAACGGGCUGUCAGUUUUAUUUGUAAAAAAAAAAAAGGCAUUUACAGAUGAAAUCAUUAAACCAGAUUUAUAAUCAUGGUUCAAAAUAUGUAAAUAGGAAGGUGACAGAAAAAAAAAACAAGUUGAAGCAUUAAUUACAAACAUUUUAUGUAUUGGAGGAAUCUGUUUACAUUUGUGAAAUGUUAUUUUUUGUGACAAUCUUUUAGAGCUAAACAAGCAUGCUAGAAGACAUGUAGAAGUACAAUUUUUAUGUUGGUUUUUGUGCUCCUUUGUAUUCCGUGUAAAUAGACGUGACAAAUGGGAGAGGUAAUGUUCUUCGAUCCAUUUGUACUAGCUUUGUAGAAAGUUUGUUCUAUUUUGAGAUAGCGUUGUAUAUUUGAUAGCCAAAUUCUAAGCCAUGUUUAUUCAUGGGGACAUUAUUCAGAGGAGUUUUAAGCAUUUCAAUCCAUUUUUCCAGAUCCCCACCCCAUGUUCAAACGUGGUGCAGCCACUGCAUACAUUGAAACUCUCACGGACACUAGUUGCUGCCGGAAAGCACAAAAUAACCAGUUUUUCCGCUUUGUUGAGUUUUAAAAAAUGAACCGAAAUUUUUCUCCCAGACAUUUAUCACUCAGCAGAAACUUAGCAGGCUUUCCACGUAUGAGCGGCAGCUUCCAGGGCGUGCCACAGGACUACAAAUGUCACAGCUCGAUCAAGUCCCAACAGAAAGGGGAGUCCUAUUAAAUAUUGUACAACUAAAGACGUCUCAUGUUUAAUUCUUAAUUUAUUUUACGAGUAGAGUUUUCAGAAGCCUCUAUGUUGCACGUGUUUUAAAACUUGCUGCUUUACCUGUUAAUCGCAUUGUUGUUUUCAAUAUAUUUGUGACUAUUUUGUUACCCGGAGGUCUAUUUUGCACUGCAAAUGACUUGAGGAAAUAAAUAUACGCAAUCUCCA
Messenger RNA from Austrofundulus limnaeus, 3497 nucleotides. Its product is annotated as coiled-coil domain-containing protein 136. The coding region runs from base 318 to 1697 and encodes 459 amino acids. The transcript is spliced from 8 exons. The record is from RefSeq and is a predicted model, not a curated record. Lineage: Eukaryota; Metazoa; Chordata; Actinopteri; Cyprinodontiformes; Rivulidae. Gene Ontology annotation, cellular component: acrosomal membrane. Gene Ontology annotation, biological process: single fertilization; acrosome assembly.